AUGAUUCGUUUCGGUUGGUUGUCAAAAGCCAUCAGGACACCUCCAUUCUUCAUCGCUGGGUUGAUAGUUGCCACCAUAAUGACAUUUAGUGUGAUUAUCCUCUCUCUAAAGCGAUCCAAUAGUUUUUACAAUGAUCCGGAGCUUUCCAAAAUAUUCAUCAUUGAUCCUCCCAAAAUUGCAUCAUCCUCUCUUUCGUGUCCUCUUGACAAUCAAGAAACCUUUCCAGAGAAAUUCUUUUCAACCAUUUGGUCAACACUCCCUCAGACCAAAUAUGAUGGAAGAGGUAAAAAAGUAUUCUCCACAGUUUCCCCGAAAUUUGUUCGAGUGAUUAAAGAAUUGCAAUUGAGUGAAAAAGAACAAGAAUAUUAUCAUGAAUUAAUUCCAUACAAAUUAUCACAAAAUUCAGAAGAGGAAAUAUGUAAAGAACCUCAAAACAGACUGGAUGAAUUAAGAUUUAAAUAUUUACGAGAUUUGACUAAUAAAUGUCGAGAAUCUGAUCAACGAAGAUUUCGAACAGGAACAUAUUGUGCACGAGCCGAUCAAAAAGCAUGGAUUUUAGAACUUGAUUGUGCAUGGGUAGAUGAAUCGAGUUUUCACACGGACGUUUCAUGGGCAACAUUUAAUGAUGAAGGAAUUAUUAUUCAAUCUCAACUUGAAAAUGGUUGGAAACCAACCAUUAAAAAGUCAUUUCGAGUUCGACAUUUUGACAAAAUUGCAAAUCCUGGCUAUAGUGUCUUCCUGAAUGCAAUUGGACACAUGCCUGUUGAAAUUCUUCCAAGAUUAGUUCGAAUGUAUAAUGAAUUGCCAAAAGAUGUUCCAUUAAUUUGGCCUAAAAACCCAGUUUCUGUGAAUUAUUAUCUCAUGAUGAAAGAAUUAGGAGUCAUUGAUGGAAACAGAACACUUGUGACUACUGAACUUGAUACAGUAAUAAGAGCAAACAAACUUUAUCUUUAUCAUGCAGAUGAUGAAAACUUUCCACACAUGAACAUUUUGGAAUAUCUCAAUUUAAAUAAGAAAAUCACAGAAGGAAUGGCAAGACUAUUUCCACACGCCCUCAAACGAUCCACAUCCAACCACAAAAUUAUUACACUCAUUGAUCGAAAGGCCUAUGAUAGAAAUGUGAAAAAUCAUGGAAAGAUUUUACAACGAUUGAAAAAGACCUUUCCUCAACACCACGUACGAGAAUUUGUCAUUCAUCCAUUCGAACCUUCUCUUUAUCUACAACAAGUAGCAAAAGUAUUUUAUGAAAGUGAUAUUAUAAUCUCUCCUCAUGGAGCAUCCUUAUCAAACAUUAUAUUUUCAAGACCUGGUACAGGAAUUAUUGAAUUAGGGUGGGGCAAACUUCCUCAAGAUUACAUGUGCUUUUCUAGGAAUAUGAAACUCAAGUAUACACUUGUUUGUGGUGAAGGUAGUCACACUUCGGAUUUGAUCAUUCCAGAGAAUGAUGUGAUUCAAGCGGUGAAAACCAUUUUAGCAGAUUUAGAGUCGUCAUCAACUCAUUCGUAUCAUCAUUCAGAAUAA
Molecule: messenger RNA, 1521 nt
Organism: Naegleria fowleri
Lineage: Eukaryota; Heterolobosea; Eutetramitea; Acrasida; Naegleriidae
Exons: 3
Coding region: 1-1521 (506 amino acids)
Molecular function (GO): glycosyltransferase activity
Source: RefSeq, a predicted model, not a curated record